Molecule: messenger RNA, 684 nt
Organism: Rhizophagus irregularis DAOM 181602=DAOM 197198
Lineage: Eukaryota; Fungi; Glomeromycota; Glomeromycetes; Glomerales; Glomeraceae
Source: RefSeq, a predicted model, not a curated record
AACUUUACGAUAACUUUACGAUAACUAUAACUACACCCAUUACUACACACCUAUUAGGCUAUUACUACACUUAUUAGCACACUUAUUACUAUACUUAUUAUUACACUUAUUAUUACACUUAUUACUACACUUAUUACUACAUUUAUUACUAAAUUUAUUACUACAUUUAUUACUACAUUUAUUACACUUAUUACUACAAAAUGAUUGUUAUUCCAGAGAUACUUGAAAUAAUAUUUUCUUAUUUAUAUUAUCCAGUAUUUUAUCCAAAAUUUUUAUUAUCUUGCGCUUUAGUAUCAAGAUCUUGGAGUUAUAAUGCUCUUCCUUUUUUAUGGAGUAAACCUUUUAUUUAUGAUGAUGUUCAUAAUAAAGAAAAACUUCAUAUUAAACAAGUACAACAAUUUCGAAUUUUUUUUUCAUUUCUACCUAAUCAAUUUUUAAAUCAAUUGGGAUUAAAAUCAAUUAAUAAUAACAAUAAUAAUCAAAAAAGAAAUAUUAAUUAUAAUUAUUUAUCAUUUAUUAAAGAAUUUCAUUAUCUUAAAUUAUAUGAAGCAUGUUUAGAAUUUUGGAAAGUUGAAAUAAAUAAUAAUGAAAUUGAUGAAAUUGAUUAUAAAAUUUUUGAAGAAAUUCCUGAAAAUUUUACUUUAUGUACUUUAUGUACUACUAAUAAUAAUUCAAAUCCUAAUC